Coccinella septempunctata (seven-spotted ladybird) is the source of this 5313-nucleotide messenger RNA. RefSeq names its product menin. Bases 80 to 1924 code for a protein of 614 amino acids. Gene Ontology annotation, cellular component: histone methyltransferase complex; nucleus; chromatin. The record is from RefSeq and is a predicted model, not a curated record. Gene Ontology annotation, biological process: negative regulation of cell population proliferation; regulation of transcription by RNA polymerase II; negative regulation of cell cycle. Gene Ontology annotation, molecular function: transcription cis-regulatory region binding; Y-form DNA binding; chromatin binding. NCBI's taxonomy places the organism in Eukaryota, Metazoa, Arthropoda, Insecta, Coleoptera, Coccinellidae. The transcript has 7 exons.
AGCCCACGGACGCUUUGUCCGUUUUUUUAUGUUUAUUUUGACAGAUGACACUGACAAUUGUAAAAUGUAAAUUAUCGAUAUGGCGGGUUUUCGAGAGAUAGAUAAAGCAAUAUUUCCGAUAAAAAAUGUCCCGUCCGUUGUUCGAUUAUUCAAAUCCCAACUAGAAGGACCAGGGGAACCCGAUCUCGCACUACUUUCAAUAGUUGUCGGCACAAUUGAAAAUUCGCUGACAUGCCGGUCAAACAUAAGUUUCCAAAUAAGCGAACCCGUAGAACCAAGCAGUUUGCCUAUUUUGGAAUUGCACGUUAUUGAAGAAAUGUACAAAAAAUUCCAUGCAAUAAUAAAGGGAGCAAUUGAUUUAAAAAAUUAUUCCAAACCGUUUGCUACUCGUGAUUUGGUUAAAAAAGUUUCUGAUAUCAUCUGGAAUUCUUUAACAAGAAGCUAUUAUAAAGAUAGGCCCCAUCUACAAAGUUUGUAUAGCUAUUUGAAUGGUAGCAAAUUGGACUGUUUUGGUGUGGCAUUUGCAGUUGUAGCUGGAUGUCAAGUUCUUGGAUUCUCAGAUGUGCAUUUGGCAUUGUCAGAAGACCAUGCCUGGGUAGUAUUUGGGGAGUAUGCCAAUCAGACUGCAGAAGUAACUUGGCAUGGAAAAGGUAACGAAGACAAGAGAGGCCAAGAGAUUGGUAGAGGAGUAUCUGCUAGGUCUUGGCUUUAUGUAAACAAUAGACCUGUAGUAUGUACAAGGCAUAUGGAGGUAGCAGCUUUAGUAUCUGCUAUUAAUCCUUCUUUGAAUGCCACCCAUGAUGCCUUUGAAGUUGGUUUACUUCAACAAGAAUUACUCUGGCUUCUUUAUGAUCUGGGUCAUUUGAAAAAAUACCCUAUGGCUUUAGGGAAUUUGGGUGAUCUUGAGGAAAUUGCUCCAAAGGAAGGAAGAAUUCCUUGUAAUACUUUAUUCAAAGAGGCCAUACAGUCAGCAAGAACACAUUAUAAUAAUCAACAUGUUUACCCAUAUACUUAUCAGGGAGGUUAUUUUUACCGACAUAAAAUGUACAAAGAAGCUUUUGAAAGCUGGGCUAACGCCAGUGAUGUGAUAAGAUUAUAUAAUUAUUCAAGAGAUGAUGAAGAAAUAUACAAAGAAUUUUUAGAAAUAGCGAAUGAACUUAUACCUCAUAUUAUGAAAGUAGAAAGCUCAGGUUUUAGUUCAAACUCCAUCCUCAAGAAGCCUGAAUGUUUUGCAAAUCUUUUGAGGUUUUAUGAUGGCAUAUGUCAAUGGGAAGAAGGAAGCGCAACACCAGUAUUACAUAUAGGUUGGGCCAAACCUUUAGUAAAUACAAUAUCCAAGUUCGAUUCUGACGUUAGGGCUAAGGUGAAUAUUAUCUGUGCUGAAAGUGAAGAUGAGAAAGGUACCAAGGAGACAAACGGUAAUUUAUUCAACAACAAUAAUAAUAACUAUGAAAAAGAAAAUGGAACUUCAACCAAAAAGGGGGAUAAAGACCAGUCCACUUCCAAUUUCCACCCCAGCAUUGAGGCCUUAACAGCAGCAUGCUCGGAAAAGCUUCUCAAUCCAGAAUAUCUUCUCCAAGGUGAUGGUUCUCCAUUUGUAGGAGGGGAAGAUUCUACAAAACAGGAAAUGAAUGGUAAACCAAGUACCUCAAAAAAAGAAGAUGAUAAUGUUACUAAAAUAGAUACAAAUAAGGCCCAUUCUGAAGAUAUGAGUGAAGAGGCAGAAAAAGAUAAGGAGGACAAGCAUCCGACAAUCAUUCUCAGGAGUCAUAAGAUGAAAGAACUGAAGGACCUCUUACUCAGUGAAAAAUUAAACACUCAGGCAAUUUCACUGCACCUGACUGCUCAGUCACAGGUUCAAGUCAACAAAAAAGGUAGGAGUGACAUGGAUAAUGUAAGGCCAAAAAGGGCCAGACGGGAGUAGAUAUUUCCUUCUGGAUUAAUCACAAAUGUUUGUAAAAUAGACAACACUCUGACGACGGACAUAAGUCACAUUUGGGCCAAUCUAUCCACAUUGUGAUAUUUUGAUUUUAAAUUGAAAUUUCUAUCAAAAUUCGGUGUGUGUAUUGUGAAGAUGAUAUUUUUAGAAUGUUUUGCUUUUGCAAAAAUCCGAUUUUGAAACGUUAGCGAAUGAUGACAAUUUUUUAAGGUGAAGGUGCUAUGACUAGAAAUUUAUGAGUGAUAUUAAGAUUUUUGAGCUUCCUGAUUUUGGUACCCUUAUAAAUUUGCAGUAUGCAAAGUAACACCUUUAACCAAAUGAUAUUUGUAUGGAUUUUUCUCUUGGAAUUUCUUCCAAACAUUAUGAUUUCAAUAAUAUUCUCACAUUAUCGCCGCAUGACAUUGGUUCACUGCUGUCAAUAAUAUUGCUUGGUUUUGUUUGAAGUAAUGAACGAGUUCAGAAAUGCUUGCCAUCCUUGUAAAUACUCAAAAAAAACCAAUACAGUGGAAUUUUUUUUCUAACUUACCUAAAUGCAACAUCUUGGUAGAUGAGGAGCCGUUUUUAUCACUUGCAUUUGAUAGCUUGUACAAUUCCAAGGAUUGUUGAAUAAUUAAGGCAAUCAAAGGCACAAAUAGAAUUUAAAAAAAGUAUGGUUCCAUUGUAGGACUUUUUUAGAGUUCUUACAAGGUUGGAAAGCGUAUCUGAACUCGCCCUUUGUGAAAUAAUGGUGUAAAUAAAAUCAAGAUUUCCAUAAAUCCAAUCCUAAAAAUGCUACUGCAAACUAAGAGGUACUUUUAUUUUACUUUACAGUAUUCAUAAUCUUUGAGAAAAAGUGAUAGUUUUGUGGUUGCAGGGUUUUCUGUGUAGUCUAAUUUACAAAUAUUUUCAUGAAACUAUCAUUCUCGUGUACUUAAAGCUGUAGGGCAUUAACUUGCAAUAUUCACAAUAUUCUCUUUGCAUCAAAUCGAAAUAGAGCAUGACAGAAUCAUAAACAUGAUUGAGCAUUUAGAAAUCAAAACUAAUUGUGCAAUCCUCCAUAGAUUGGUUAGAUGUAACUUCAGUGAAAUAGUACUAUACACCACUACAAUGUUGUAUAGUGUGUGGUUAAAAGUCUGAUCAAGAUCUUUUAAAAACAAUAAAAUUCUGGUGGCUGAUCCUCGAUAGCUUGGUUGGCAGUACCAAAGGUUUGUCAAAUUGUGAAUUGUUGGAAAACAAUAUUUCUGGCGCAAUACAGAAAAAAGAUAACCUCAUUGACUUCCUUCAGUAAGUCUUAUAUGAUUUUUUUAUCAGAAAUUUUUUUGAAUGAUUUAAAAAUCAUAUUUAUUCCUAACUUGGAUUUUCUUGUUUUAAGAUCUUGACCUGGACUUAGUUUUACUGUAUGAACCAUAAGUUCAGUUGGACUGAACUAUCAAUAUUACAAUACUAAGGAAGGUUAUGAGUGUGAUUUCAAUAUAAGGACUGAUGAUCAUGAGCUACGUUUUACGCUGUGUCUAGCUUAAAUGAGUAUAGUGCGGUGCGUUACGUACAAUUUUAUAGUUAGCCGAACUAAAAAGUAGAAAGAAACAAGAUUCAGAAAAAUUUAGUUUGGUUUGACUUAAAUUAAUAAAACUUUCUAUGCGUUUGCACGCAUACGACUGCGAGGAAAAUAAGACAUUGCGUGCGUUACGAUAUUCUAUAUGCGUGCAAGUUUCCUGCAAAUCGCGCUUGAGGUACUCGAGACGACUGUCACGGCUGUCAACCAACAACAGCGUAGAGCACUGCGACUAGAGCCGUUAACCCCGCCGACGAUCUUCGUCGAUAGACAGUCUUGAUAAUCUUCCCGAGAAAAACGGACCUCACGCUGGACAAUUCGAUUAUUUUUUCCAUUGCUUGCUUUAUCGUAAAACACCAUCGCAAGCAAUGCAGCGGAAGCAUCGUACUAGUCUCAUCUACGCUGGAUACAGCGUAAGGGUUCCAACCAUUUUCAGAUACCUCAAUACAUCUGGCUAUCCAUAAAUGAUUUAAUUGAUAACUUCGAUCCAUCAAACUCCAUUUCAAUAUCGUCCUCAUCUCCUCCAAAAUAGCUUAAUUUUUCAUUUGCUUCAUUUGCGCAUAAUUAAUUGCUUCAGUAAUCUCACGAAAACAUUAUCUCGAAUGAUCCAGUACAAAAUACGAUAUUUUAAGUAAGUACGAAAGCAAUGGCAGUACAUAUUUAGUUUUGAAAUAUCAGGUUUCUCAUUAGAUAACUGUGUUAACUUAAGAAUAAGUUUAAAGUAUGUGAUGCACUCUGAGUAAUAUUAUCUUGAAGGUCAUAACUGUCCAAAUCUCAAAUGACACUUGCGAUGUACGGAUUUUGGACAGGUAGGACUAUUUAUGCACGAGUUACAAUGUUAGGUUUUCGACACGUUAAAGUUAAAACUGUUUUAGAUAAUGUUAGACAUUCCCCAGUGAUAUGUUCACUCUUAUUAUUUGGUUGUUAAUGUGCAUUUUUGCAUCUCAAUGUUUUAUAAUGCUAUUUAUUGAAUAUUUCAAUGCACGAUGCAUUCAGUCACUGUUAAUUUAUUAUUUUUCUCAAGAAAUGUGGUGGUGAAGGGACUUCAAAUAUAUUAAUCAUUCAAAGAGUAUUAUUUUUGAGAAAAAUCUAAAAUGGAGAUUAUUUAAAUUAUUUUUUAUACUUUUACUUUUUAUACUGAGUUUGAAAAAUAUUCAGAAAUAACGCCUUUGGACCUUCAUCCCCAGGUAAAUUGAAUUCCUGUUUCAAAUCUCUUUUUUUUUUGCACAUAUUUAGAUAUAGUUUUUCCCCCAACUGAAUUCUGUAGUUUGAAAUAAAACUGCAGAUUCUUUGAAUCUAAAUCAAAAUAAUUCCUGAUGAUUUUUUUUUAAUUCAAUUUGAUAGAACAGUGUAUUUGGAGUAUUAUUUUCUCAUUUGACUAGAGCUGAAAAGAUUUUUUUGAAAACUUUAAUGCAGGUAGUCUACAGUCCAAUUUUCUUUAGAAUAUUUGAUUCAGGUGUAGUUAAUAAGUGUUUCGUUAGUAAUUCUAGGACAGAAUGAUGAUGCGGCAAAAUUAAAUUAUUGUAGUCUGUGAUGAACUAAAGGGUGACUAAUGUAUUUAUUGAUUAAUGUAUUUGUAGAGAUAUAGGUAUUAUUGAUGAUGUAUUUUUCUAACCGAAAAAUAAUUUUUAUCAGAAUCUUCCAUUUUCUUUGUUGAUGUUACAUUAUGCAAAGUUUAACUUACAAGUUUUGGAGGUAACCUAAUUACUGUUAUAUUCAAAGGUUCUCCUAACACAAAUUAUGUACAACAUCACAUUAGGAUUAUUAUCUGAUGACAUAUGUAUACUAAUAGGAAGUACUACUUAUUGUAAUUCGCCCACAAUAAAUCAAAUGCAUACACAAA